This is a messenger RNA of Lucilia cuprina (Australian sheep blowfly), 909 nucleotides long. RefSeq names its product carbonic anhydrase 9-like. The record is from RefSeq and is a predicted model, not a curated record. The transcript has 5 exons. The coding region runs from base 1 to 909 and encodes 302 amino acids. Lineage: Eukaryota; Metazoa; Arthropoda; Insecta; Diptera; Calliphoridae.
AUGACAAAAGUUUUCUUAGUUUCUUCAGCGGAAAAUGUAAACAAAUGCAUUGGAAAACAUCAAAUAUCAUUGGGAACUUUCUUCAAUUAUCAAAUACUGGGACAAAUAUACGAACCAUUUGAAUUGAAAAAUUUCAAUUAUUCAGCUGACACAACAAUUCUGGAAAAUAAUGGCAAUACAAUAGUUGUGACCAUGAAGUACAAUCAAGAUAAUGUACCAACCAUUAACUUUCAUUCCCCAGUGGUACCGGGUACAUAUCGUUUUGAAUUUUUCUAUUUCCAAUGGUUCGAAAAUACUACAACAAAAUUUCCCGUUGAAUUGCAUGCAGUAUUUUAUAAUACAAAACUUAAGAAUCUACAGGAGGCAAUGGGUCUACGAAAUAAUAUAGUGAUUUUAGCUUUUGAACUAAUGAUUGCUAGUAACGUAAAUAAUACACAAUAUGCUGGAUUACGGGGAUAUCUAGAAAAAGUUAAAAUUGCUAAAUCAAAAAUUAAUCUCAAAGAUUCGCCCCUUAAAUUAUGGAUGCCGGAUUAUAUGAAAGAUUAUAUCUUAUAUGAAGGUUUCCCUACUUUCUUCAAUUGUAAAACACAAGUUUUAUUUGUGGAUUUUAUGGAAGGCAUUGAGCUUGAAGCGGAACUAAUUAAAGAAUUUCAAAAUUUACAAUCAUAUGAUGGAACUCCGCUAAUGAAUCAAUUUGAAACAUUCCUUAAACCCAAUGGACCAUUCGUGGUUAAUUAUGGUGAAUCUAACAGUGAAGGCUUUAAAAUUAAAGGCAUACCAUUUGUAAUCGAUGAUGUUGGCUCCAAUGGCUCUACUUUUCAAAGAUUUGUACUGUUACCACAAAGUCAUCUAUCAAACACCAAACAGCCGGCUUCACACGAUCACACAAAGAAUGGUUUUGCUCCCUAG